GAGAAAAACAAAAACUUGUGCAAGCAGCGCCCAACAUGAUUGUGUUCUUCAUCGGUGAUAAGUGGAAUAUCGGGUGGAUUUUUCGUUGUUCAGUGGUUGCCUUCUCGCUGAUAGCGGGAUAGCUCUUAUCUUUCGUCGAAGGUUCAUGAAGCGUUGCAGCUGACGUUGCGUGUGCCACAAAACGCGGACCAGCAGCAGCAGCACCGGAAGACAGAGUUCGCCAACAGCACCGCUUCCGUGGCGAUUUGUGGGACGAUCGGUUGGCAGUUUACAUUAAUUCACACGUGUUAUGGUGCCUACCGUGGCCAGCAUAGUAACGAUCAGCCUCAUUUGCUGGCUGUCUUUGAUAGGGCUCACCAAGAGCGGUGCUAACAACUUGCACAUGUACGAUGGCAUUCGAACGCACGAUAUCAUAGCAGGCGACGUGUUUUUCGAAAUCCUCGAUCCUCCCGAGCUGGAGUACACUUACCGGUUACGACCGGCGAAAGACUUUGGCGGCAGCUUCGGUACCACGUACAAAGCAUCGAGUGGGAAGCUAGUGCCGGCCGUUCCUGCCGACGCGUGUAGUACGAGGUUUGAAAAUGCGGAACAGCUAGUCGGGAAUAUAGCACUUGUGGAGCGAGGUGAUUGUUCGUUUCUCACGAAAGCAAUCAACGUUGAGGCGGUGGGUGGUGCCGCUGUGAUCAUUACGGAGAUAGAUGCCGAGUCGGAUGACUACGACUAUUACAUAGAGAUGGUGCACGAUAGCACGGAUCGUGACACCGAUAUACCGGCGGCCUUUCUGCUGGGCAAAAAUGGGCUCAUCAUUCGACGGACGCUGAGCAAGCUAAAGCAACCGUAUGCCGUUGUGAACAUUCCGGUCAAUCUAACAUUCGUGCAGCCACAUGAGAUCAAUCAGCCACCGUGGUUACAGUGGUAGAAGCGCGCAGCCGCUCCAAUCGACCUGAGAACUGAGAACCGAGUGAUGUGUUAUGAUAUUGAAAGCGAAAGAAAUUGGCUGUCGAAUGCAGUUAUAAAUCGUCGUUACCAUUUUGGGGAAAGGGGCAACACUGGCCACGGAACGCACAUCACAUGACUUUACACCAAUCGAACAAAAACGAGUGAUAUUUCAACAUGAUAUGAACUAUUAAACGUUUUGUGAACAAAAGAUGGAAAUGGAUGUUGUAGCGAAAGUUCUCUGCGUUUCUCGUUAUCAUAAGAUGCAGCAGCGUGCAAUGGUGCUUCUGUUUGCCGUUAUGGUUCUAACAUUCUCU
Molecule: messenger RNA, 1253 nt
Organism: Anopheles darlingi
Lineage: Eukaryota; Metazoa; Arthropoda; Insecta; Diptera; Culicidae
Product: PRADC1-like protein
Exons: 3
Coding region: 290-919 (209 amino acids)
Source: RefSeq, a predicted model, not a curated record